Molecule: messenger RNA, 1987 nt
Organism: Diachasmimorpha longicaudata
Lineage: Eukaryota; Metazoa; Arthropoda; Insecta; Hymenoptera; Braconidae
Exons: 5
Coding region: 136-1305 (389 amino acids)
Source: RefSeq, a predicted model, not a curated record
CAUUUUUCGCAUCUCAAGGACAGAAGAAUUUCGAAUUCCUUGGAAUAUAACUCAGCAUUUUUGCGAAUAUAAACAAGUGUUGAAAUCCAACACAACAGACAGGUUCAGUCUGAAUGUGAACGUCACAUAAGCGCGAUGGCCCUCAAAUUGUUCUCAGUGGUCUUGUUCCUGGCAGCUUGUUUUCAAGAACGCUUGACUCUAGCAGAAAUGGACCCCCCGGGAUUUCCUCAGCCCAGCAUGACUUCAAUACCUCCAGAUGACGUGUCAAUGGACUACCAACUGCAAUGUCCUCAUCGUCUUGAUGACUGUGACUGUCCAUCCAUGCAGUACCAACCACCAUCGACAGCCUACCAAUGCUUUCCGAUGAUGCCCAAUCAAUAUUGUCCCAGUAAUUUGUUGUUCUCGGAGACGGAGUGGUAUCAGGGACUGAACCGGCUGUACCAGCAGCAAAUAUCUCGGGUUCUCGCCAAUCAGCCCAAUCAGAUGAUAAAUAUGGACGCAAAUGUGAACAGUGGAUUUGCCAGUGGGCAUCUUCCCUACCUGAGGCCAUAUUUAUUCAGGCCUUAUCUCCAGCCUGGUGGAAUUCUCCCAGCACCGGCUCCGGGAUGGGAGGGCUGGCAUUGUGAUCAAUUUCAGACCUACAAUGCACCUCUGUUGGGACUCACUCAUCACGGAGAGCUUUUGCACGAAUCGGAGACAGAUACAGAAUGCAGCCAAUUGCUCAGGUCGGCGGAAUCAAAUGCCACCAUCAGUCGGAAUAUCCGCUCGUCAUCUCCUGAUAUUCCGGAGAGCAAUGAUGUGGCCACGCAGCCGACCAUAAAUGCAACAGUUACAGACAUUCCGAUAUUAGCAUCUAUCGAUAGACCAGAAGAUGAUGCAGCUGAACUGAGAAAAAGGAUAAAGCAGAUGGAGGCUCAACAGACCAAGCAGAAUAUGACCUUUGCUUUGCUCCAAGCGCAGAAUAACCAAUUGCACGAGAUGUUUGUGGAGUUGCAGAAAAAACUGCAGAAUCAACCGGAACGGGAACGUAGUGGGAGUCGCGGGAAGGAAGAGCAUGAGGAAUAUCAGCGACGUGAAGUAUCAGUUCGACGAGGCCGCAAAGAUGCGAAAAGCAGUCAACAGCGGUGGAAUGAGAACCCCCGAGGGAGUGAUGGUCACAGACACCGUCAUUCCCGACGAAAUCAGCGGCGUGAAAGGGAUCAGAGAAGGCAUUCAGGAAAUCGUAGAAAUCAUAAGCGUCGCGAUUUUUUCGACGAACAAGCCAACAAAGGAAUUUUUAUAGAUAAAUUCUACUAUACGAACUGAAAAGAUUGACUUUUUUCAUUUGUCAAAGUAACCAUAAGUUUCAGCAGGAAAUUUGUUCCAAAAUUUAAGAUAAUUAUCAUGAUGGGAGAUCGAAAGGGGAAAUCAGGACACAUGACAGAGGUCUGAAUGACACGUGAUUUUUUAUUGGAAAACAAACAAAAAAAAUAUCAAUAUAAGACAUUUGACGCUUUCCGCUUGUAAUUUGGUGGAAUGAUUUUUAUCAUGCGAGUUUUCAUUGUUUAUUUGUCUUCAUCUGGAAUAGUUAUCUUUCUUCCCAAGAUGUCAUACUUAGGGCGCCCGGUCUCGGGCUCGGAGUCAGAAUUGCAGUCGCUGUCACUUGAGUCGUUGUAGAAGCCAAGACCAGGCAGAAUACCAAUGCAUUUAAACGCCGAUGGAUGAUGCAUUUUCGGGGAUAGUGUUGUCCCAUUCUGAGUUGUCUCCAAGUUCGCACUCCAAUCGGUAUCUGAUAACUUUCUUUUGGAUCCUUUGGAGCUAUCUGUACAUCACGAAUAAACAUGGGUUAUUGAAGAAAUAACUCCAGUACUUCCCAAUUUUUUAAAAUCCCCAGAGUACAGAAAAUAUAUACGUACAUAUUAUCUCAUAUAUACUGUACAUAUACUUUAUGCUGUAACUUUUGUAGAUUUAUUUUUCAAGUCAGUAAAUAAUUGUUUUUGAGCUCAAA